Molecule: messenger RNA, 1601 nt
Organism: Gasterosteus aculeatus aculeatus (three-spined stickleback)
Lineage: Eukaryota; Metazoa; Chordata; Actinopteri; Perciformes; Gasterosteidae
Gene: tafa3a
Product: TAFA chemokine like family member 3a
Molecular function (GO): receptor ligand activity
Source: RefSeq, a predicted model, not a curated record
AUACUUCAAAUCCGUUUCUCUGACUGCACGAAGACGUUCUCAAAAAGAAAAAGCCAAACGCAACCUGGAAGGAGUAAAAAAAAAAAAAGCCGAAAAGAAAGGAAUGCUUGAAUCCAGAGAGGAUGAGUGACAGUCCGGCGCGUGGUCCAGCUGCUGCGGCGCUCCGGCGGAGGGGAAGUUAGGAGUCGGAGCCGGAAGAGCAGCAACUUUUGUAGACUUUCAAAAACCUCAAUUCAGACUGGUUUUACGCGUGGAGCGCGCGUCCGGAGGGCUUUGGACAUUAAAACCCAGUAGAGUUUUUUUUUCUCCUUCUAAUGUUAUGUGUUGUCAACGAGGGCGGCUUGAAGCGACGAGGAAAUGGCAUUUCUGUGAAGAAGAGGUCUCUGGUUUUUGUGGUCGACAAUGGAGAAUAAAUGAAAGGGACGUUUCAGCGGAUUAACUGACUGCCGCACAACGACAGAAUGCAGGAGAGGGAUCUACAGAGCAUGUGCAGAAGGGCACUGCUGCUGACCGUCUGUAUGGUGUCUCUGUGGGGACAACUGACCAGUGCAUCGUCACACAGAAGCCACAUAGUUCACGUGAAAGCGGGAACCUGUGAGGUGAUUGCCGCUCACCGAUGCUGCAACAAGAACAAGAUCGAAGAGAGAUCCCAGACCGUCAAGUGCUCCUGCUUCCCCGGACAGGUGGCAGGAACAACGAGAGCGGCUCCGUCCUGUGUAGACGCAUCCAUAGUUGCGCAGAAGUGGUGGUGCCAGAUGCAUCCCUGCAUGGACGGGGAAGAGUGUAAAGUGCUGCCAGAUCUCAAAGGGUGGAGCUGCAGUACAGGAAACAAAGUUAAGACAACCAAGGUCACACGAUAGUCCUCGGUUUCAAGGAUCACCUUGUUUGAAACCAGACAUUUGUUUCUUUGACCAUGAGCGGGACGUUCGGAUUUUACGUGUUCUGGAGGAUUUGUGGAAACCAGCGACCGAUCACGGACAGCUCGCCCAACGGACGGAGGAAACGGCCCAGGACCAGCGCAUCAUUUCCACAAGUGUUCCUGGCUUUUAGAUCCAGCAUCAAGCGUCGCUGUCUCUGAACUCUGCCCACCAGGUCGCUCUUUGUAACAUAGUUUUAUUCCUAUGGACUAGAAGACUCAACCAUGAAGAUAUUUAUUGACUCAAAGACUAUGUUUCACACCCCACCCUCCCCUCCAAAAAAAAGAAACGCCCCUUAAACAAAACCACGUGAUGUGAAACUUUUGUGUUAUUUUCUUGCCACAAAGAGCCCCGGGACUCAUGAUGCAUAUGUGUGUGAGAUCAUAAGCAUUUUCAUUCCUUUUAGCCUUACGGAGCAGAGCUGUCUCUUCUGAUUCUGUUUUUUUUGUUGUUGAUUUGAAUCUAGUGUUUGGCUUUCUUAAGUUUGUUAAGAUGUCGAGUCUUGUUUUUAAAGACUGAAAACGAUGACGCGACAAUGAGAACACAGAAAAAAUGUAACGAAGGAAGCUCAACACAGCUAACGUCUGCCAAAUUGUUUUAAUGGUAUCUGUUGUUUUCAAAGCCUGGUGACCACCAUCGAUUACAAAUGUCAAUAUUAUCUCAAUAAAUCUAACUCAAAGAAUA